Molecule: messenger RNA, 1950 nt
Organism: Crotalus tigris (Tiger rattlesnake)
Lineage: Eukaryota; Metazoa; Chordata; Lepidosauria; Squamata; Viperidae
Gene: CENPS
Product: centromere protein S
Exons: 5
Coding region: 16-567 (183 amino acids)
Biological process (GO): resolution of meiotic recombination intermediates; replication fork processing
Cellular component (GO): extracellular region; Fanconi anaemia nuclear complex; FANCM-MHF complex
Molecular function (GO): hormone activity; chromatin binding; protein heterodimerization activity
Source: RefSeq, a predicted model, not a curated record
UCCUUGGGGAGGAGAAUGCGCCCGGCGGCCCCGCCCCUCGCCCCGCCCCUCAACGACGACGCCCGAGGCGAAAAAAAGGCGGGAAACGCGGCCGCCAUUUUGGCCGCCAUGGAGACUGAGGAACAGAGGUUGAAAGCAGCUUUUCAUUACACUGUUGCCUGCUUGUGCGAAGAAGUUGCUGAAGAUAAAAACAUAAAGUUUAGCAGACAGACCAUUGCAGCUAUUUCUGAGAUCACCUUUAGGCAAUGCGAAAUUUUUGCAAAGGACCUUGAAAUGUUUGCCAAGCAUGGAAAACGGAGCACCAUUAAUGUUGAAGAUGUGAAACUUUUGGCUCGAAGGAGCAACUCAUUGUAUCUUCAGGCGCCGGCAGACCUACAAAAGAAGGAAUUACUUGUUCUUCUCUCGGGGCUGACCGAACGGGCAUCAUACCGGAAUGUGUCCCAUCUGUCAAGGCAGGAGAAGAUCGUAGCCAGCCCGUGGGAAGAGAGAGCACCUGUUCCUCAGCCCGCCACUCGGGAAAAAGCACCCUGUAAAAACUUCUUCUGGAAAACCUUCUCCUCUUGCUAGCAAAUGGGUUUCCUGCACCGAUGGACUCAGAGUGGAUUUGACUGGUGACUUUGGGGUGUAAACGCUUCUGUAAUUCAAUUUCACUUUCCUUUCUCUUGGUAUUAGAAGCGUUGCAUACAGAAAGUGUUGUUUGUAUAAGGGUGGGAUCUCCUGAUUCCUGCGCAGAUGCUCCUGCCAGCCUUUCAUGGUGUCCCGUCCCCCCCCCGGGUCUCUCGUGUGGCAAAACAAACCUUGCUCGUGUUUUAAAUGUACUUUGGUUCUAUAUAGAAUAUAUACUGUAUGAAGAGAAUCGUUGCUCUUCCGUUUGACAACACCCAUCAGCAAAACGGGCUCGUAAACCAUCCUCAGGCUUCUGCUUAAUUUAACAAGAAAAAAAAAAAAGUAUGGAUCUCAAAUCUGUAAAAUUCCUAUCCAAGCUGUUUCCCAAAGGGAAAAAUCGAAAUUAUUCCUUCUUCUGUGAAAUACGUAAUUUUACUUGUAGGUGGUACCAGCAGUUCAGAUAGACAGUAGAGGCAGACCUAACAGGAUAACCACAUACUAUAAAGUUGAGGAAGGAUGUAUACAGAAAGAAUUCAGAACUCUGAGCAAGCUGGCACCCCUUUUUUUCUUCUGCUUCAGUGGCUCAAAGACAAUUUUAUUGUGGUCAUCUCAGCUCCCGGGGAUUUAUGCAGGCUGAAGACCAUCAAAUUUCAGGCACAUUCUUAUCCCAAAAGUUGAGAAUGUGAUUUCCUAAAAUAAAAUACAGAAAAGAGAAGAUAGCCUACAUGUUAUGCUUUUAGGCUGUUUUUGUGGGGCUUCUGCAAAGCUACCCUGUAUUCACAAUUUUGACUGCAUUUUCGCAAACGUGUUGAAAACGCCAGAAGCCAAGUUCUAAACUUAAAAAAUAUACGAAGGCGUGCUAGAAUGGAGAGAGCCACUUUCAAACCCUUGCUGAGUGCAUUUUUUUUGUAAGUGUCACUAAAAGCGCAGUUUCCAUGUUUGUACUGACAGAAUUGUUGCACGCCACUUAGAGCAGUUGGCAAGGGAACAGAAGCAGAAGCCCCACUUGGGCAUUUAUUCCGAUUCAGCGUUACAGCCUCUGAAGUGCUGUUGUGAGAAAAGUCUAGGGGGGAAAAAAAAUCCCCAGCAUGUCCAUUGUCCAAUUGAGGGUUUUCUGCGCCCUUUAAUAUGUACAGCAUUAUUUAAACUGUCAUCCUCUGAAUGGAAGAGAAACAACACAAACGCAACUAUUGUAAGACGCCUUUAAGAGUUCCACAAAGAUGCUUUGGGGCAAGCGAAGAAUGCUGUAUGCCAGUUUGUCUUUCCUGUUUUGUUUUGUUUGCCAGUGCCGAGUUGUUUCCCCAUACAAUUGUUCCAUGCCGAAAUAAAACAUUACUACAUGUA